Molecule: messenger RNA, 1740 nt
Organism: Trichoderma harzianum CBS 226.95
Lineage: Eukaryota; Fungi; Ascomycota; Sordariomycetes; Hypocreales; Hypocreaceae
Exons: 3
Coding region: 1-1740 (579 amino acids)
Biological process (GO): regulation of DNA-templated transcription
Molecular function (GO): transcription factor binding; ATP binding
Source: RefSeq, a predicted model, not a curated record
AUGGCUCAUCAGUACGGCCCCUAUGUUCGACUCUGGGGCAUUCGUCCGUCACAGCUGCCCUCAGAGAACGCGUCAGCUCAGGAUCUCACUCCUUUACUCCAGUCAAUAUUGAACGAAGCAGUUACUUUUGUCGACACCGUACCGCCACAACCAUCAUCCUCAUCAUCAUCGGCCUCGUCGGGCAGAUCCAACCAGGGAACUGGAGAUGGACCAUGGAAGGCCAAGGGAUGCAGGGCGUUUCACCACUCAGCCGCGCCAGUGCACAUGUUUGAGCGGGUUGUCUCAGCUGAAGAGCUGAAAGCGAUAGCCAAGGACCAGAACCUCCCCCAGGCGACCAACGGCUCAAAAUUCAAGCCAGAAACCUGGAGUCUGAGACGAAGUGUUCACGAAGGAGCGAAGAAGGCCGGCACCGCAGACUGGGAAGAAUGGCUACAGUGUUUCAAGGAGGGCCACGCAGACGCGGAGAUGAAGUUUACUCCCACGGUGAUGAGCCACACGCUGAAGAAGCAGUGGGAUUGCACGGGCGCAGAGGUCACGCUGGGAGGCGACGUGUACGAGAACCUCACACUGAAGCUGGAAGAGUCGGUGCACAAGAUGCCUGCGCCGCUCAACAACCGCGCGUUUCCCGUGCUGCAGGUGACGGCGGCGGUACGAGGACGGCGCGAGUUCAUCGUUGUUCAGAUCGCGGCGGUGCCGGAGACUCUGAGCAGCGAAGAGUCAAGGUCCGACGGCGCCCUGAGAGGCACGUACACGAGCGUGGAGCGCUUUCGAGAGGUGGACGAGCAAGGAAACGUCGAGUGGCUGAUGGGGACGGUGUCGGAUGCGAGAGGCGUGCUGCCGGCUUGGAUCCAGAAGAUGGCGGUUCCGGGGCAGAUUGCCAAGGACGUGGACAUGUUUCUGGAAAACGGCUCCAAGCUCCUCGCCCAAGCAGAUGCCCUCGCACGCAUGACCAUCGAGUUCAACGUCCGCGCCGUCAGCGCCCAAACAGAGCGUCUGGAAAAGGGCCUCAACAAACUCAUGAUGUCCACCAAAGAAGACAAAGAAUUCCGAGAAAGCCACGACGCGAGGCUGCAGAGCCUGUGUAAGGAGAUUCUCGUGGUGAAGCAGCGCAUGGAAGAGAUUCAGGGGCCGGAGUGGAAUGGCAGCGGUAAGGAUGGGCUGGAAGGGGUUAAGAAGGAAGUUGAUGCGUCUAUUGAGUUGUUGAAGAAGGAGAUGGAGGAGCUCAAGGGUUUGGUUGGGGAUAUUUCGAGUACGUUGGAUAAGCUCCCGACGGCGGCUGAAGCAGAGGCUUUGAUAAGGCGUACUCAGGCUUCAGUAUCAACAGGAGGGGGUAGAGAGAUCCAAACGAGAUCAAAGGCUGCAAAGACACUCGCGGAAUCUAUCAAUGAAACAGCAAGAAGCCAAGUUUCCAUCAAGCAGCGUAUAGACGAUGCAAUCGGCUCAACCCGUCGCUGGAACCGAGACCACAAAACAACCAAGCUGAGCGAUGCCACUUUCAUAGCCAACUACCUUAGACAGCAAUCCAAACGCGACCCACCAAUGGCAGUCUACAUACAAAGAUCGAUCAAGCGCCAUGUCAGCCGCAGUGCUCGCCAAAAGGCAAAGGAUCGUCCCAAGAACCUUGAGCAGUUUUGCCAGGAAUUGGUGUGGAAGGACGUCAUCGAGACGGCGGAGGAGGUGCUGGUGAGGAAUGUGGCGCGGACAGCGAAAGCGUUGGAGGAGCGGGUGGGCUUGUCAUGA